CCUGUCUUUUUCCCAACAGAAGUUGCUUGUAGGAAAUCUGCCAUAUUGGAGUCCCUUUGCAUGGUGACACGCUCCUUUGAAAUACUUGCUGGAGAAAGCAUCCCUGAAUUUGUGGAGAAGCCUCAUCCAGCAACAGCACCUGAGGGAGAUAAAGCAAUAUUCCAAGCUAAAGUGAAAGGUAACCCAAAGCUUAAUGUAACAUGGAGAAGAGAGAGUGGGAUACCAGUAAAAGAAGGGUCCAGAUUUUUUUUUUACAGUAUCAAUAAUGAGUAUAUGGUGAAGCUUGAAUGCCUCUCCUCAUACAAUGCCAAUAACUACAAGUGCAUAGUUUCCAGUACCCAUGCCGAUGCCAUCUACACACCCUGAUCACGACUGAAAGCAAGUGUCAGGGAAAAGUUGGAUUUCAAAAAAAAAAUGCUUAAGAAGAGGAGACCUCCAGCACCAAAGAAGAACAUAAAGAAGGUAGCUGAUGAGAAAGAAACGUUGGAGAUCCUUUCUGAAGUGCCAAAGAAGAACUAUGAGAAGAUCUGCAUGGAGAAUGGCUACACCGAUUUCCUUGUGCUCCUCAAAAAGAUGAAAGAGAUGGAGAAGAAAGUGAAGACUGAGGCAGGCAGAAUUCUGAAGCCCCUUGAGGACACUGAAGUUGAAGUAGAUGCCACUGCUGUGUUUAAUGCCAUUCUGGAACUGAAGGACCCCAGCAUUAAAAUGACCUGCUAUAAGGUAGCUUCCCUCAUUUCUCUUUGGGUGAAAAAGGGCAAGCCUUUGUGUUCCAUAUAUUCCAUGGGAAAAUACGAUAUGAAGCAGAUUGGUAAGAACUAUAUAUAUAUGCUGUACAUUGCCAACAUGAAUGAAAAAGACCUGGGCACCUACAGUCGUCUUGUGGCUGACAAGAAAAUGUCUGCUGUGUCGAGAGUGAUAGCACAUGAGCCCCUAACAUUUUUGACAGAACUGAAACCACUGAAAGUGACAGAAAGGCAGGCAGCACUGUUUGAAAUCGCCUGUCCAAAAAAAGUGCCAAACUUCACCUGGAAGUUCAAUAAGGAGGAGUAGCGGGGUGAUAAGUACAAGAUCAUCACAUCUGAUGAUAGAUUAACUUUCACUUUGAAAAUGAAGGGUUUUCUGUCCAAUGACCUUGGGGAAGUCAGUGCUGAGGCUGGAGAUACAGUGCGGAAAGCUCCACUCGUAAGAUCAGCUUCACUGAUCUUAAGGAUUCCGAUUAAGUUCAUCACCAAUCUCAAGAACUUCCAAAGGAAAGAGAAGGGAAAAGCCUGCCUGGAGUGCAAGCUGACUUCUAAAGACAUCACCCUGAACUGGAUGAAGAAUGGGCAGGUGAUUGAGAGGUCUCCUAAGUAUAGCAUGAACCGUGAAUGGAAGACAGCAGAGGUUAUCACUGAUGAUGCUGAGCUGGGUGACUCAGGAGAUUACACAGUGUUUGUUAUGCAAGACGAUCCUAAUGAGUAUUACAGCAAUGCCGAUGUAACUGUGAAAGAGAGAUUUGCCACCAUAAAGAGUGGUACGUCCAGUGUUCAUGCUCCACCUGGGGGUCCUGCUGAGCUCUCUGUUGUCCUGGAUGAUAAGAAGGUGGAGGGGAUAUGCCUCAAGGAUGACAAAGAGAUUACAGACGUGAAAGGGUUCCAUACAGUGAAGGAGGGAGCUGUCCACAAACUCACCACCGAAAAACAGGGAAGGAGCAUGACAGGAGAUCCUCCUGUUACUGAAGAAUUUGUCUGGGACCUUUUUGCUGCACACCCCGUUACUAUGAGGGCUGGGCAUACAGCAAAUAUCAAGUUGCCUUUCAAGGCAGAAUCAGUGCCCAAAAUCGUGUGGUUCAAAGAUGGUAUCGAGGUGACAGAAGAGAAAGUGGUGAUGGAGAAAGCCAGUGAUUAGGCCUUACUCACAAUCAAAAACUGUAUGAGAGAAGACAGUGGAGCCCAUAUGCUGAAGCUGAAAAGUGACUGUGGCUCAGAUUCUGCUAGUCUUUACCUCAGUGUUGUUGAUAAACCAAACCCACCACAGGGGAAAGCAGAGUUCCUGGCACACGGAAAAUGCAUUCAAAUGAAAUGGAAAGCACCCAAAGACAAUGGAGAAAAGCGUGUGACUCACUUCAUCAUCGAGAGGAGGAUGGCUGGGAAAAAAUCUUGGAUCAAAGUAGGGGAGGUGGGGAGCAAGUACACCAUGUUUGCCGCAGAUCAGGUGGAGGAAGGGAAAGCCUACCAAUUCAGAAUCCUUGCUGUCAACUCUGAGGACCUCAGUGAACCACUGGAAAUAGAAGAAGUGUUUGCUGGAGAAGCCAUUGGCCUUCCUGGACAGGCAUCUCAGCCUCAAGUUGCAGAUAGCAGUAAAGAAGCUGUCACUAUCACGAACUCCCCAGCCCAGGAUGGCAGCUCCCCAGUGCAAGGCUACAAUAGGAAGAAGGGCAGCAACAUUUGGGUUCUGGUAACCAAGGACCCUGUCCAAGGUACCAAAUUCAAAGCAGAUGGUUUGCUGGAGGAUACAGAUGAGUUCUGUGUGAUGGCGGUGAACCACGCAGGCCCUGGACAUCCCAGUGUAUCCUCAAGUUCUGUUGUUGCAAAGGAUCCCAUCAAGCCUCCAGGACUGGUGAAGGGUCUCUACAUGGUUGAUUCUUCCGACUCCAGCAUUUCCUUAGCCUGGGAGGAGCCAGACCAAGGAGAUGUGCCCUCAGGAUACAUACUAGAAUGUGUCAAGAUCCCAAUCUCUGGUAUCAGUUACACUGUGGGAAGCCUGCAGGAGAGGCAGAAAUACUUCUUCCAAAUCUGAGCUGUGAAUGAAGCUGAUGUGGGAUAAACAGUGGAGUUACAGGAAGGAAUUCUAGCAAUGCCAUCUCCAGCUCUUCCUAGGUUUGAUCUGACUGCAAGUCUAAAGAGCCACAUAGUGGUUCAUGCUGGGACAGCACUAUGCAUUCAUAUAUCUUUCUCCGGCUCCCCACCACCAGCAGUGACCUGGCAAAAAGGUGGCAUACCAACAAAAGGGAGAGAGAGCAUCACAAAGGGCAACUCCUAGUUCCUUACCCACAGCACCAAACAAUUUGAUUCUGUACCAUUCAUCCUCAAGAAUGAUUACAGAGAAGCACAUUACAACAUUCAAGUGCAAGUUGCAGAUUUUCUGUGACCAACCACUAAUCUGCAGCUGGUUGAGGAAGUCCCAAACACCAUGACCCUAAAAUGGAAUCACAGCCUAGAUGUAGAAGAUGAGCAGACUUUUUACGUUAUCCUGAAACGUGAUGCUAGUGCUGCCACGUGGUUUGCAGCUGCAGAGAAGGUCUACAGCAAUAAAUACGCUGUCACAGGCCUGCUCCCAGGGAUGAAGUACUUCUUCCGAGUCAUUGCCCACAGUGACAUUGGGGACGGCAGUGCUCUGGAUUCAGAGGAGCCAUGGUACAUCUCCAAAGAGAAGGGUAAGCAUGAAAAGAUAUGCCAGUACUGGAGGAAGAAGGGUGCUCCUAUACGCAAAGCCAUGGACUGCAGGAGAAGACUCCUUGUCCUGUUGGGGCUGGCUGUGUAUGUGGGUUGGACACUUCUACGGUGCAAAACAGCCCAUAGUGACUCUGUGUCCUUGGCGGAGCGUUUUGGUUUCAAGAUGAAUGGGUGUCCCCAGGAGGGCUGGCUCCAUGCCCCCCCACCGCUGAAGAACCACACCAAGAGCCACAGCGACGACUGCAGCAUGACCUGUGCUUUUGUCAGCAACCCCUGCACAACAGUGACCCUAUACAAGGGCAACGUUAACAUCAUGUCCAACUCCAGGUUGUGGUACAACUCAGCAAGCCAUGUCUGCACACUAAUCCCACCUUGCAGUUCCAGGGACAGCAGCGAACACACCAUCACCGUUGAGAACAAGCUAGGAAAAGAGAAAUGCAGCUACAAGCUCACUGUCUAUAUGGUAAGUCAGAUUGGCAGCAGCUGUGGUUCCUGGGGGUGAUAUUCUGCAGGUUGAAUAGCUCUAAAUUUCAGGUCUAUGAGUAUGGUUUGCACCCUGCUAUUUUCCAAGACAGACACACUUACCAGGCUGGCCUUGUGGACCAUACUUCUCUGGGCCAGUUUGGCUCUCAUGCCUGCCCAAAGAGGAAGCAGUUGUUCAGUCCAUAGGUACUGCAGCUGGAGCUGCAAGGGCCACAGUUUGUAAGGACUUGUUUUCACAUCUGAAAACAGGUCUUACUCUGACUUUGUCUUCCCCUGAAGUCACUGAGACUUGCCUUCAGUUGCCUGAAAGCAGAAUCAGAUCCCUUAAAAUGGUGCAUUGUGGCUAGCAAGUCUCAAGAAUCCCCCUAGAUGGCCAUUUCUCAGUCUCUAACCAGGUUUGCCCCUGCACCCAUGGCAACCUCGCACCUUCAAGCAGUCAACUGAUGUGUUCUGACAACAGCUUUGUGCUUUUUUCACAUAUACUGCAGACACCAUGCUAUGUAAAUCUGUUCUCUUCCUUUGUGAAAUAGGAUUUUGCCAACGCUGUAUGAACGGUCGUAAAAAUUUCCAAGACAAAAAGGAUGGGGAAAAAAAAUUAGACUUACAUAUUCCUCCUCCCCCCGCCUUUUUUCCAUGCCAGAAGCUCCCAUAUGGUGGGUUUAAAUCGGACUGUAACACAGUAGCCUGGUUCCAACUGGCUUGGAUUGAUCCUGUAAUGUGGACAAGACACCUGGCCUCCCCAUGUCAUGAUUCCCAAACUUAAAACUUGCAGAUUGGUCUUGGGAUAUAUAUGGCAGUGCUUUGAAAAAUCUGCUGUAUCCUGAGAGUUGUAGCAGCCCCUGGUAAGUUCACCCUACUUAUAACUAACCAGGAAGCCAUCAAGGUUAAACAUCUGAGGGAGAAUUCUCCAUCCUUUUGUCUGAUGUGAAACUGAAGUUUCCCCAGUUUUCUCUUUCUCCAAGCACAGACUUUGGUGCCUCAGGGUCUGUUGUUGUUCUCUUAAAGGAAACAAAAGGGACAUCCUGCCAGGCACAGCUUGAAAUGAAACUGAUACAGCACCAAUAAUGAGCGGCUAUGUUUGGAAGGAUCUUUUAGGGUUAUUUCUGUCUGUGAUCAUUGCUUCUGCUGACAACUGCUGAGGCCACUGCUCUGGAGGGUUCAGUCCUUUCUGCCACAGCAGCUAAUGCAGAAGUAGUUCAGUGUGGCUCACUGCAGGGAAAGGAUAUGCACACCGCGCCCCCUGCUCUAACGUUCAAGCAGUCUCGUCUGUCUUUGUGUGUAGGAUAUACUCAAGGCAGUUUUUUAACUGAAGUUAGCCAUCACUGAUGUAAAAGACUAAUUCAUUACUAGUUUUUAAGAUUACUUGGUAUUAUUUGUUCUCACACUUCCUAUGCUCCCUGACACACUCUUCCCUGAAGCCACAAUUUAAAACCAGGGCUAACAGCUGGAGCAGUUUCUUAGUCUCCAAAAUCAAAGGGAGCUUUCCCUGGCCUGCUGCCACUGUACUCUUCCCCAGCUGGGCUUCCACAAGAGGCAUCGUGGCAGUCCUGCUGCCUAGGCACUGCCUCAGCCCCCAGGCUCAGGAAGGGUAGGUAACUCUAAGGGGCAGGAGAACAACUUUCUAUCCCCCUGGAGAUCUGAUUGCUGGGUAGGACUUACCUUCUGCCUUCCCACACAGAGCUUGUUGAAGUAAGAAUAAACCUUAUUCAAAGAAGCCUUUUUCUAAGCAGCAGUGGUUAAAGAGUAAGGGUUGCAGAAGUACUAUGUGGGUGAGGUGCUAAUUUGUAUUCAGAUGCCUUAAUAGUCCCUUAUGGUGCCUGUUAGCAAUCAGAGUUUGUUUCUGGGCCCCUCCUGCAGUCUCUCCUUGCCUUGAUUUCUAGGUAGGCUCUAGAGGAGGGUCUCUCUGCAGCUGGGGGUAUUUGCAACUGAGUGAGGUGGGGAGAGAUGUACCAAAAGGAAAAAAGGUAUGAUAAAACUGAUUUUAGGAGAUGAGAGUUUUGCUUCAAAUUGAGCUUAGCCAUGGGUUUACUGUAGAUCUGAGGAACUGUGUGCAAAUUACUAAUUCUGGAUAGCUGUGCAGGAGUCUCAGCUGCUGAUUUUUAUAUUUACUCUAUAGGAGCUGGACCUCUGUUUCUCAAAAAACUGUCUCCUCUUCUCCUAAGGUAUCCUAUUCUGUCUCUUCCCUUCAUGGAAGAACAUUCAAAUUCCUCUGUUUAGCCAUGUUUUCAGUUUUACUCCUUCUGUCAAAAACAAAUAGGGUAUGUCCCCACAUCUAUGAAACAUAGCAUCUUCCCUGCUGUUUUAGUUCAGAAGGGGUGAAUCUCAUUUUCCUUAUGCUUAGAGGUGGCAUGGUGCAGAGGACACAAAGCCUAUUAGACCCAGAGCAACUCGUUCAGAACAGUAAUGAACUGAACAAGGGAAAUGAGAAUGGAAAUGGGAACUCCCAAACUUGACUGCUCAUUUCCUAUGAAAACUGACCAGACAGCACUCUUCCUUUAUACAGUGAACGAUAAAACAUUUUAGGCAGCACUUUCUAAGAGUUAAAGUAAGAACAUAGGGUUGAUGGCAGUGACACUUCUCUUUUUUUUCCUCUCUCUUGGGAAAAGGAUGGUAAAAGGCUCCUGGACACUGACAGAAAGUUUGCAGAAGUCAAAGCACAUAAUGUAAUUAGUAGAACCAGCUCUGCCUGGCCCAACAUGCAGAACAGCGUCAGUGUGUCUGUGUAGUUUGACUUUGCUUGCGUGGCUCAAAAUGACACUGCCCCUCGUUUCUGUAAUAGGCAGUUAAACCAGAUGGUGACGUGUGGGGCCUCUGCUAAGCAGGGGCAGUUCGGAUGGUUCGGUACUUCCUCCCUCUGAGUGGUGGUUUCAACCACCAGUGGGCAUGUGAAAGGUGAUAUUUCUGCAAAUGUAUCUUAACAAUAAAAGGAGGCAAAGAUUGCUGUUCUCUCUUUUAUAUCAGUUUGCUUCUGCACUGUUAAGUGAGAAUCCUGUUUCUGAGUUCAGGAGAAGAGCUAGAUUCUGCUUCAUUUGCCAUGUCCCCAGAUAGCCCAG
Dromaius novaehollandiae (emu) is the source of this 6970-nucleotide messenger RNA. It is a transcript of the gene IGSF22, whose product is annotated as immunoglobulin superfamily member 22. Gene Ontology annotation, molecular function: protein binding. The record is from RefSeq and is a predicted model, not a curated record. NCBI's taxonomy places the organism in Eukaryota, Metazoa, Chordata, Aves, Casuariiformes, Dromaiidae.